This is a messenger RNA of Trichophyton rubrum CBS 118892, 1908 nucleotides long. RefSeq lists its product as uncharacterized. Gene Ontology annotation, biological process: maturation of SSU-rRNA from tricistronic rRNA transcript (SSU-rRNA, 5.8S rRNA, LSU-rRNA). Bases 1 to 1908 code for a protein of 635 amino acids. NCBI's taxonomy places the organism in Eukaryota, Fungi, Ascomycota, Eurotiomycetes, Onygenales, Arthrodermataceae. The record is from RefSeq and is a predicted model, not a curated record. Gene Ontology annotation, cellular component: small-subunit processome; nucleus; nucleolus. Gene Ontology annotation, molecular function: protein binding. The transcript has a single exon.
AUGCAUGUACAUUACCUACCACAUUUAUCUCUAUCGUAUGCCCGCCAUACAAUAUCCUUAAAUACGACAUUCUUGCUCCUAUCAUCAGAUUAUUCAAAAUCACUUCAUUUACAAUCAGAUCGGUCCCUGGAAUUCCAUACGCCUUCCGGAUGCCAUUACACUACCCGUCUGCCUCGAUACGGCAGGGAUUUGGUGUACGAUAGACAAUCCGCAGAAGCGCUCACGCCCGCUGUUGGAGUCAAUGAGAAUGGCAUGGGAGAAGUGUUUCGGUUAAACCUGGAGCAGGGUAGGUAUAUGCGCAGCUAUGAAGUUGAGGUUGGAGGUGAUGAUUUCACCUCUCUUGGUGGAGGAGCCCUUCAAGGUGGCAUACACACGGGAAGCGUUAACACCGGAGCAGUAGCUGAGGAAAGUCACAAUCUGCUUGCUUUCGGAACGUCAAUUGGAACUGUGGAGCUCUGGGAUCCUCGCGCAAAAGCCAGAGCGGCUAUUCUUCCAUCUUAUACAAACGAAAAAUCAGAAAUCACCGCUCUAGAGUUCAACAGAUCGGGGCUUACUCUUGCCACAGGAUCGUCUAAAGGCCUGAUUCAUUUAUACGAUCUUCGAUCCCCAAUUCCCAUUCUCGAAAAGGACCAAGGCUACGGCUACCCCAUCCACACAUUAACCUUCCUUACUUCAUCUAUCUCCACUCGCGAGCAGACAAGUGACCCGAAAAUUAUGUCAGCCGAUAAGCGCAUUAUCAAAAUAUGGGAUCAACGGGAUGGUACUCCGUGGACGUCUGUGGAACCAGCUGUUGACAUUAACAGUGUAGCCUGGUGCAAAGAUAGUGGUAUGCUACUAACGGCCAAUGAAGGAAGGCAGCAACACUCAUUCUUCAUUCCACAAUUGGGGCCUGCACCAAAGUGGUGCGCAUUCCUGGACAACCUCGUUGAAGAAAUGGCGGAUGACCCUAACGACCCUCAUGCGUUUGCUACCGGCCAGUCAGGCUCUGUUUAUGAUAAUUACAAGUUCCUCACUGUUCCUCAGUUGCGUACUUUGAACUUGGACCAUCUCAUUGGAACCACUACAUUACUACGUCCGUACAUGCAUGGUUACUUCGUUGCCCAACGAUUGUAUGAAGAGGCACGACUUAUCGCCAACCCGUUCAUAUGGGAAGAAGAAAGGGAGAGGAAAAUCAAAGAGAAGAUUGAUAAAGAGAGAGAGAGCCGUGUUCGUGGAAAGAAGAAGGUUGCAGCCAAGGUUAACCGAAAGCUUGCAGAGAGACUACUUGAGAAGGAAGAGAAAAGAGAACGGCUUCAGGCCCGGAGGGUAUUGGCGCAAGGAGGAGAUGAUAAUGCCAAGAAGGAAGAGAAUGGUACCGGCCCUGCUGAAUCAAGCACUGGCGGCUUACUUGGUGAUUCACGUUUCAGCAAACUGUUCGAUGAUCAAGACUUCGCGAUUGACGAGAACUCGAGAGAAUACCUUCUCACUCACUCGGGCAAUGCUCCUGUGGCUACCCCUAAGCCCGAGAGAGGAUUGACAGCUGUUGAGGAGGAAGCUAUUGAUGAAGUACCAGCUUCAAGCUCAGAUAACUCGUCUUCGGAAGAUGAAGGUCCACGACCGACACGGGAGCCGUCUUCUAAUCAGAUAUCUACUGCUUCUUAUAGGCGAGGCAAACCCAGACAGCCUCAGAUGCAAGUGACCUCAUCGUCUAAGGCCUCACGCACGCACGAUCGUUCAUUUGAGUCCAGAGUUCGUAAGCACCAAACCAAGGAGCGCCCUUCAGUAGCGCGAUCAGGGGGGGAGAAAACUGUCACUUUUGCACCUCAGCCGAAAUCCAAGUCUAGACCAGUGGCCGACAAUAUUGAUCGGACGAGCUACCGGAAGAAAGACCGCAGAAGUGCCUCCGGAAAUACAUUCAGAAACAUGUAA